CUGGCGCGCGAAAACACGCGGAAGAAAACCGUCGAUCGUCGUCUCGAUUCCAGCGAAUGUGAAGAGGGAGUCGACUUCCAGUUCCAGCUGCUCGGCUUCCCUCUGCGAUUUCAACGCCAAGGAACGAUGGCUUCUUCUUCGCCUCCUCCUGCGAAGCGCCUGCGCGAGAGCGGCCCCUCGCCGCCGCCGCUCGAGAAGUCCUCCCCCGUGGUGGUCCUCGCUCACGGUGCCGGCGCAUCUUCUUCCUCCGAUUGGAUGGUUAGAUGGAAGGAAAUGUUGGGCAAGGCACUGCAUGCUGUUGAAGUUAUCACCUUUGACUACCCCUAUAUAUCUGGUGGGAAACGAAAAGCUCCUCCCAAGGCUGAAAAAUUGGUUGAGUUCCACUCAGAUGUUGUCAGAAAGGUUGUUGCUAAGUAUCCCGGCCAUCCGUUGAUUUUAGCCGCGAAAUCUAUGGGUUCAAGGGUCAGCUGCAUGGUUGCUAAUGAGGAAGGUGUUUGUCCAUCUGCAAUAGUUUGCUUGGGAUAUCCUCUAAAGGGCAUAAAUGGAGCUAUUAGAGAUAUGACUCUGCUGCAGCUUUCAGUUCCCGUAAUUUUUGUGCAGGGUAGCAAAGAUGGUCUUUGUCCCCUGGAAAAGUUGGAGGCUGUCUGUGAGAAGAUGAAAUCCACUACUAGGUUGUAUGUGAUUGAUAGUGGUGAUCACUCUUUUAAGAUUGCAAAGAAACUUUUGCAAAGCUCGGGGUUGACCCAAGAUGAAGCUGAAGAUCUUGCUGUCCAAGCUGUUGCUGAAUUUGUUUCCAAUGUGAUUAAUGAAAGAUGAAACCUCGUGUCACAAAAGCUUUACAUGCAAGUGAUGUGAAGGUUUGUUCAGCGGGCUUUUGCAACUGGCAGGAGGCCAUGGUGAAGAGUUAGACUUGUUCUUAGGAGUUUGCUGGGCUUCUCUUGUACUCACUCAAUUUUGAUCAAUGCCAUGAAACGAUUAUAUAGCCAUCGAUUGUGC
This is a messenger RNA of Syzygium oleosum, 996 nucleotides long. RefSeq lists its product as uncharacterized. The coding region runs from base 127 to 816 and encodes 229 amino acids. The record is from RefSeq and is a predicted model, not a curated record. The transcript has 7 exons. NCBI's taxonomy places the organism in Eukaryota, Viridiplantae, Streptophyta, Magnoliopsida, Myrtales, Myrtaceae.